Molecule: messenger RNA, 1779 nt
Organism: Colletotrichum lupini
Lineage: Eukaryota; Fungi; Ascomycota; Sordariomycetes; Glomerellales; Glomerellaceae
Exons: 6
Coding region: 1-1779 (592 amino acids)
Source: RefSeq, a predicted model, not a curated record
AUGUCUGCUCACCAGAUGAGGGACAAAGCGUCGGCCGAUGGGCCGGAUGACUCGGGCCCGAGCAAGGCCCGGAAGGCAUGCGGUAAGCAGAUGGUGGACUCCGUCUCAUUGCAUGCGACUGUAGACGCUGACGGGUGUGCCCACUUCAAGUCAAUUGUAGAAGGCAAAAGGUAUGUCGGCCUUGGAGCUGGCCCUCUGGUGAAGGCGAAUAGUCUAACCGGCUUUUUUGUGACCACAGAUGAAAUAGCCAAUUCCGCGUCUCAUCGUGAAAGUCUCUCGCUGGCUUCGUUGAUUCAGGCAAAUGAGCAUGCCCCAGCACUGAAUAAAUCCGUGUUUCUUCGGUUGAAGCGACUUGAAGAUCACUUGGGUCUGCCAGUCCUCACCAACUUGGAAGAUGCAGACUCGCCCGCGUCCCCAGAUGUACCAACAUUCGAACCCGACACACCAGGGGAGACAUCGCUUGGUGCUCUAUGGAGCGCUGUAUCCGUCUUGCGAAGGACAUGUUCAUCAAACGCAAGCUCAAAUAUUUGGGAGAAAUCCCUGAUCAAAAGACUAUGGUUAUCCUUCCACGAGUCCAUGCCAGGGCUUCACUUCCUCCCAACCAAGCAAACCUUCUCAUCGCCGAGACCACUCAUGCUAGCUUCAAUGUUAUACUGCUCAAGUAUACGAGGCUUGCCAGAAGUCGCAGUUCUAGCACCAGACUACUUCAAUGUCUUGUGCAGUGCCAUUUCACAGCUGUGCAUACCACAGAGCGAAGUCGGUCAAGCCCCGGAUGACCCAGCUUCAGCUGAAGAAUGGGCCUUUCAAACCGUUCUGGGAAUCAUACUCGCUGGACUGCUACGAGAAGCCGUUGUUAAAGAGACGGGGGUCUGGAUAUCUCUCGCUUACAGACUCAUCCUCGAGCACUGCCCCUCCAACACCGAUGAGCGAUCCCGCGAGUGGCAACGCCUGUUUUCUGGCCUUCAGAUCGUUGACCUCGAGCACGCCUCAAUACAUCUCUCAUGCCCAGUCAUACCAAUCGAGGCGCCUCUCCCACGACUCAAGAUCCCAAUACAGGACCAACUCUAUCGGCUCUCGAGGAUGAUGCACACCGGCCUAACUCACUUCACAGGCAGAGGUCUGCCAACGAUAUGGUCCUGUUUCGAGAGCGAACCUAGCGUAUUACAGAUAUCUUCCGUCCAAUUUAGCGGCGUCGACGGCGCUGUCAUUCGCGACUGGGCAAGGCAGCUAGACGACUGGCUCGUUGAGUUCAGCGACAAGGACUUUGAGUCGGAGCACGAGAAGAAGCUGGUAUUCCGGCAGUAUAUCCUGCACAGGCUUCUCGUGCUAUCCAUCUACCACCCUGCCCGAGGAUGCAACCUGUUUUCGAACACGACGCCGAAAGAGCAGCAUGAGCUGCUUGUGUCAGCAAGAGCGGCGGUCAAGCUUCAAAUUCUAGAUGCUUCGAUAUGGUCGAAUUGGGAUCUCGUCAUGAUCACCUGGGCUGCUCUCAUCGUACUUCAAGGUGUAGACGGUGGAGUAGGAGAACCAGACGAUCUUGAGAACGUUGGAGUUCAUCUCCAAAAGCUGAAGGAAAUGCACGAGCCGAAGCCCAGCUUGCGAGGCAUUUUAGCGACACGACUGGAACAGAAACUUCAGGGCCUUCAUACGCCCGCUUCUGGAGACGCCGAGGUGUUCGAGCAAGAGAUACGGAACUUGGAUAAUUCAUGGUAUAUCUUUGACCAAUCGAGUCUGCAAGCAGGAUAUGAGCUUUGGUCGUACGAGAACCAGGGAGGAUAG